Messenger RNA from Choloepus didactylus (southern two-toed sloth), 2826 nucleotides. RefSeq names its product choline-phosphate cytidylyltransferase A-like. Gene Ontology annotation, molecular function: phosphatidylcholine binding; choline-phosphate cytidylyltransferase activity. Gene Ontology annotation, biological process: CDP-choline pathway. The coding region runs from base 72 to 1073 and encodes 333 amino acids. NCBI's taxonomy places the organism in Eukaryota, Metazoa, Chordata, Mammalia, Pilosa, Megalonychidae. Gene Ontology annotation, cellular component: endoplasmic reticulum. The transcript has a single exon. The record is from RefSeq and is a predicted model, not a curated record.
CGUGACGCGGCGCCGGACAGAAAUCCUACGGGGCAGGGGCACCGGCGAGUGUGAGUUGCAGUUAAAGGAAGAUGGACACACACAGUUCAGCCAAAGUCAAUGCAAGAAAGAGGAGGAAAGAGGCACCUGGACCCAAUGGGGCAACACAGGAAGAUGGAAUUCCUUCAAAAGUGCCACGCUCUGCAGUAGGCUUACGGCAGCCAGCUCCUUUUUCUGAUGAAAUUAAAGUUGACUCUAGUAAGCCUUAUGUCAGGGUAACUAUGGAAGAAGCCUGCAGAGGAACUCCUUAUGACCGGCCUGUGAGAGUUUAUGCAGAUGGAAUAUUUGACUUAUUUCACUCUGGUCAUGCCCGGGCUCUGAUGCAAGCAAAGAACCUUUUCCCUAAUACAUAUCUCAUUGUGGGAGUCUGCAGUGAUGAGCUGACGCACAACUUCAAAGGCUUCACGGUGAUGAAUGAAAAUGAGCGCUACGAUGCAGUGCAGCAUUGCCGCUAUGUGGAUGAAGUGGUGAGGAAUGCCCCCUGGACCCUGACACCCGAGUUCCUGGCAGAACACCGGAUUGAUUUUGUAGCCCAUGAUGACAUCCCUUAUUCUUCUGCUGGGAGUGAUGAUGUUUAUAAGCACAUCAAGGAAGCAGGCAUGUUUGCUCCAACACAGAGGACAGAAGGUAUCUCCACAUCAGACAUCAUCACCCGAAUUGUCCGGGACUAUGAUGUGUAUGCGAGACGAAACCUACAGAGAGGCUACACAGCUAAGGAGCUCAAUGUCAGCUUUAUCAAUGAGAAGAAAUACCAUUUGCAGGAGCGGGUUGACAAAGUAAAGAAGAAAGUGAAAGACGUGGAAGAAAGGUCAAAAGAAUUUGUUCAGAAGAAACAUAUGCUGAAAGAAGGAAAAGGCCGGAUGCUGCAGGCCAUCAGUCCAAAGCAGAGUCCCAGCAGCAGCCCUACUCGUGAACGUUCCCCUUCCCCUUUUCGAUGGCCCUUCUCUGGCAAGACUUCCCCACCUUCCUCUCCAGCAAACCUCUCCAGGCACAAGGCUGCAGCCUAUGAUAUCAGUGAGGAUGAAGAGGACUAAUUUGCCAUUCCUCCUUCCCUUUCCCCUUCCUCUGGCCUAUCACUUUCAGAGGCUCUCUGUUGAAUUCCAAAUUGUGAUCCCAACACUAAACCCAAGGACAACUACAAAGGAGAGUUUUGGGGCAAGAGGAUCUGGGAUGGGGGAACCAAACAGCCCAUCCUCCAAGAGGUAUCAAUCGCCCACACCAAGGAGGAGGCUGACUAUACCUUAGAAGCCUGUUCUGCAUCCCUCUACCCUCUCCAAGGACUUUGCUUUACUGUUUGUAUUCAUGUGAUCUUGACAGGGAAAUUGUCAUUUUUAUUAAUUUAAAGAAAAUUAGUCUUUCAAAUGGAGUAAGUAGAACUAAUAUUUUGCCCCUGAAGAGUGGGCAGAAGAAGGAAGUGGUGUAUCUACCCAGAGGCCUUUUCUUCACACUAUAGUGUUUGCCUUCUGUUCUGAAGCAAACUGACUUGCCAAGUCCUUUAAGCAAUGGGCCAUGUUGAUGGGUGAUUUGGGGGCCAUGGUUGGGAAGGGGGUUAUCGUAAUUUUGAUUUCCUUUAAAAAAAGCUAAAAGCUGAAUAAUUCAGUCAGACACACCCUAAAUGUAUUGCUGGCACAUGUGCCAAUGUGGGAAGAAGGAGCUCUGAGCCUAACUUUUCUUACUCCUUGAGGAGUUUCUUGCUGGACCCAGUGGGAUCCAUGAAAACACUGAUGGGGAUGGCACCAGACCACAUGGCAUCAUCUGUAGUCUUUCUGCCAUGCUCUUCUCAGAAAACUCUUACCCAGUUAUUUGAGAGCCCUUGGCAAUCUCUUUACUACAGUGUACCUUUAAAAAAAAGGAGUACUUUGGGGGUUGCUAUGAUUGAGGAAGGAGGACUAUACUCAGUCCAAUACAAACUCAGUUUAGAUUAAUUUCCUGCUGGGAGUAAGUCCCUGGCCCUAUUACCCUAAUUUCAAUGAUAUUACCUAGCUUUUUACAAAGAAUACUUUACAGAUGUCUGCAGUUUGAACAUGGUCUGUUAAUUCAUGUUGCUCAGAGCCAUAUUAAGUAUUUAGAGAGGUUUGCACAGAACAUAGAGGCAACAGCAUAAGGAAACCCCUCCCUUUCUAAAGCAACAGCCUUAUCUUGACCUCUUCCCCUCUUAAGAAUGCUCUUAACUGGAGCCAGUGCUCCACAGAGUGUUUCUUUCCCUUUGAGAUCUGCAGCUGGAAGGGACUUCCUCCCCUGCCCCUCAGCAGGCCACAAAGCAUGGGUUCACAUUGUAGAAGUAGGUAGCUUCACUUCCUGGCAUUUGCUCCCAUGUGCCUGGUGGUUAUGGUCCCACCACUCCUGUUAGGUUGCUCAGGGGGACUCACCACUUAAACUGUACAUCAAAGAAUGCUGACACUUCACACUGUGCUGCUGAGCAUGAGCUGAUUUUUAAACCUGCAGCAUCCUGUCUCCUCAGCUACAUGACCUAGCAGAUCAACCACCAGUAAUCGUGUAGCUGGAUUCAGGAGAAAAUUGCCUAUUCCAGGCCCCACCCCCUGUUACUCAUAAACACCCCUUCUUAGGGUGGAGUUUUAGUGUUUUCAGCCAAGAAACCCACAUUUCAUAUUUUUCUUGUCCCUCUGCUAAUGCUGUGAUCCUCCCACAGUCCCUUCCUUGAACACUUUCUGGUGAAACUGGCUCUUCUGCCUGAGAGUCAGAGGCUGGAAUCAUUGCCUGCCUGCACAGCAGAACUACCUAGGUUCUUAAAACCCAGAUCACCCAGAGAGGCAGAGCAUGGCAAAG